UGCGUUGCCCCAACAGCGAGUCUCUCUUAAACCCUCAAUUAGGGCUUUUCCCGCCCUUGAACACUCUUCUCCCACCAUUUGCUCAAGGGGAGCAGAAAGGAGCCUCCAAUUUUCUCAAAAUCUCCAUUUUCUUUGUGCAUCAACGAAGACGGGCAAUGGUGUCACCCAAGCAACUCUUAUCGGUAAUCGAAUCGACUUUACUGGCGCGGUCUCCGCCCACAGCGGCCCAGAGAAUCGAGCUAAUUCACGCCAUUCGGCAAUCUCUCCCUUCCUUCAAGGCUCUACUCUCCUACCCGCCUCCAAAGCCAUCAGACAGAGCUCAAGUCCAGUCGAAAGAAGUGAGACUGCCAGACGCUGGUCCAAUCUCACUUGACGAUCAGGAUGUUCAAAUAGCUUUAAAAUUGAGUGAAGAUCUCCAUCUCAAUGAAAUAGACUGCGUGCAUUUGAUUGUUUCUGCCAAUCAAGAGUGGGGAUUGCUAGGUCGAGAGCCAUUAGAAAUUUUUCGUCUUGCUGCGGGACUUUGGUAUACAGAGAGAAGAGAUCUACUGACAGCAAUUUACACACUAUUGAGGGCUGUUGUUCUUGACCAGGGUCUUGACGUUGAUCUUGUUACUGACAUUCAAAGUUAUUUGGAAGACCUCAUUUCUUCUGGGCUUAGACAGCAUUUGGUUUCACUCAUAAAGGAACUCAGUAGAGAAGAGCCAAGGGGUUUAGGCGGGCCCAGUUGCGAGAGCUACUUUCUUGACUCAAAGGGUGCUCUAGUGGAAAGAAAAGCUGUGAUUUCUAGGGAAAGGCUCAUUCUUGGUCAUUGCCUUGUUCUUUCAAUUUUGGUCGAGCGACCGAGCUCUAAAGACAUCAAAGACAUAUUUUCUGCUUUGAAAGAGAGUGCCGCGGAACUCAGUGGGGGUUUGGACUCCUUGAAGCAUCAGAUAGCAUAUAGCCUUCUAUUCUCUCUUGUCAUCGCUUUCAUAUCAGAUGCUUUGAGCACAGUACCGAACAAAGCGCCUGUCUUGUCCCAGGAUGCUUCUUUUAGGCGUGAAUUUCAUGAGAUUGUGAUGGUUGCUGGAAAUGAUACUGUAGUUGAAGGCUUUGUUGAUUGUGUAAGGCUUGCAUGGGUUGUACAUUUGAUUAUGGUACAAGAUGGAAAUGAUGCAAAGGAGGCACUGACUAGUACUUUGUCUAAUGAUAUGAAAAGUGUUUGCUCAUGUUUGGACGUUGUUUUUGCCAAUAACGUUUUCCAGUUUUGGCUGGAUAAGAUCUUUCAUACAGCAGCAUAUCAGAAUGAUGAUGAGGAUAUGGUCUACAUGUACAAUGCUUAUCUUCACAAGCAAAUGACAUGCUUUCUUUCUCAUCCACUUGCCAGAGACAAGGUAAAAGAAGCAAAAGAGAAGGCUAUGGCUAUGCUUAGUCCGUACCGCCCUGCUGCCACACAUAAUCAGAUGAUUGAAGGCAGUGGCCAUCCUCAAGAAACUUACGAAACUGUGCGGGAGCCUUUUGUCUCCCUUUUGGAGUUUGUGAGUGAAAUUUAUCAGAAGGAACCUGAGCUUCUGUCUGGUAAUGAUGUUAUUUGGACGUUUGUGAAGUUUGCUGGUGAGGAUCACACUAAUUUUCAGACACUUGUGGCAUUCUUGAAAAUGCUAAGUACCUUGGCUUGUAAUCCAGAGGGAGCAUCCAAAGUUUUUGAGCUGCUUCAGGGAAAAACAUUCCGCUUGAUUGGGUGGAGUACCUUAUUUGAGUGUAUAUCCAUUUAUGAAGACAAGUUCAGACAUUCUCUUCAGAGUCCUGGAGCUGUAUUACCCGAGUUUCAGGAAGGAGAUGCCAAAGCUCUAGUUGCAUAUUUGAAUGUUCUAAAACAGGUUGUGGAAAAUGGGAAUCCUAUUGAAAGGAAGAACUGGUUUGCUGAUAUUGAGCCAUUGUUCAAGCUCCUGAGUUAUGAGAAUGUGCCUCCGUACCUCAAGGGUGCUCUGCGUAAUGCCAUUGCUACAUUUGUCCAAGUAUCUCCUAUUAUGAAAGAUACAAUUUGGAGGUACUUAGAGCAGUAUGACCUACCAGUAGUUGUUGGCCUGAAUGUUGGGAACAGCGGAUCCGUGAUGGACACACAGGUUUAUGAUAUGAGAUUUGAGUUAAAUGAAGUUGAGGCACGGAGAGAGCAGUACCCGUCAACUAUAUCAUUUAUCAAUCUGCUUAAUUCUCUUAUAGCUGAAGAAAGAGAUGUCAGUGACAGAGGACGUAGAUUCAUUGGAAUCUUCAGAUUCAUAUAUGAUCAUGUAUUUGGUCCAUUCCCACAGAGAGCCUAUGCAGAUCCUUGUGAGAAAUGGCAACUAGUUGUAGCUUGUCUUAAGCAUUUUCAGAUGAUGUUGAGCAUGUACGAUGUUGGAGAUGAAGAUAGUGAUGCUGUUACUGAUCAAUCUCAUAUUUCAGCGAUGGGGCAUUCUUCUCCUAUUCAUAUGCAGCUUCCUGUUGUAGAAGUUCUGAAGGAUUUUAUGAGUGGGAAAGCCUUGUUUCGGAACAUAAUGGGUAUUCUUUUACCAGGAGUCAAUUUUCUAAUCACUGAACGUACAAAUCAAAUUUAUGGGCAGCUCCUUGAAAAGGCUGUUCAGCUUUCUUUGGAAAUCAUUGUUCUUGUUAUGGAAAAAGAUGCAAUUGUUUCUGAUUUCUGGCGUCCUCUGUAUCAGCCUUUGGAUGUUAUACUCUCUCAAGACCCUAAUCAAGUUGUAGCUUUACUGGAAUAUGUCAGAUAUGAUUUUCAGCCGCAGAUUCAGCUUUGCUCCAUCAAAAUCUUGAGCAUUCUGAGUUCUCGUAUGGUUGGGCUUUCACAAUUGCUUUUGAGAUCCCAUUCUGCAAAUGGUUUGAUUGAGGAUUAUGCUGCCUGCUUAGAGCUACGAUCUGAAGAGUGUCAAAUUAUUGAGGACAGCAGUGUUGAUCCUGGUGUACUAAUUAUGCAACUGCUUAUUGACAAUAUCAGUAGACCAGCACCAAAUAUCACUCACCUAUUGCUUAAAUUUGAUGUUGAUGGCCCUGUGGAGAGGACAUUGCUUCAGCCAAAAUUUCAUUACAGUUGUUUGAAGGUCAUUCUUGAUAUGUUGGAUAAGCUUUCGAAGCCUGAUGCCAAUGCAUUGCUUCAUGAAUUUGGUUUUCAGCUCCUUUAUGAAUUAUGCGUGGAUCCACUAACUUCUGCUCCUACUAUGGAUUUAUUGUGUUCCAAAAAGUACCAAUUCUUUGUCAAGCACCUGAAUUCAAUUGGUGUUGCUCCCCUUCCUAAGAGAAAUAGCAGCCAGGCACUUCGUAUCAGCUCACUGCAUCAGAGAGCAUGGUUGCUGAAGCUUUUAGCCGUUGUAUUACAUUCAGCGGACAUGAUAGAUUCCAAUCAUCGUGAAGCAUGCCAGAGUAUUCUCAGUGAGAUUUUUGGCCAGAGACUGACUGAGUUUGGCACUCAUUAUGUUGCAUCUUCGUUUCUCCCUCAAAGUGAUGAAAAAAGUGCCGCAACUGGUGCUAUUAACAAGAUUAAGGUGCUGGAAUUGCUUGAGGUAAUCCAGUUUGAAUCUCCUGAUAUCACACUGAAGUCUUCUCAGUUUGUGUCUAGUUUAAAAUAUUCAUCUCUGGCUGAAGAUAUACUGACUAACCCGACAACCUCGGGAGCGGGAAUCUAUUAUCAUUCAGAACGUGGGGAUCGGCUUAUUGACCUAGCUUCUUUUAGAGAUAGCCUUUGGCAGAAGUGCAAUUUGUAUAAUUCCCAGCUUAACUCGGGUGAAGCUGAGUUGAAUGAAGUAAGAGAAGCAAUCCAACAACUAUUGAGAUGGGGAUGGAAAUACAAUAAGAACCUUGAAGAACAAGCUGCCCAGCUUCAUAUGUUAACAAGCUGGUCUCAGAUUGUUGAGGUUUCUGUAUCCCAGAGGAUUUCACUCCUUGAAAACCGGUCUGACAUAUUAUUUCAGUUGCUUGAUGCUUCCUUAAAUGCUUCUGGUUCCCCCGACUGUUCCCUGAAAAUGGCACAGAUAUUGACCCAGGUUGCUCUCACAUGUAUGGCCAAACUGCGUGAUGAAAGAUUUGUCUUCCCCAGUGGCUUGACUUCAGAUACAGUUACAUGUCUUGACAUUAUUAUGACUAAACAAUUAUCAACUGGGGCUUGCCACUCUAUUUUGUUCAAGCUCAUCAUGGCAAUUCUUAGACAUGAAUCUUCAGAAGCAUUAAGAAGGCGCCAAUAUGCUUUGCUUCUGAGCUACUUCCAGUACUGUCGGCACAUGCUUGAUUCAGAUGUUCCAACAGCAAUUCUGCAGUUUUUGUCAGUUGAUGAGCAAGAUGAUGGAGAUUUUGAUCUAGAAAAGAUUGAUAAAGAUCAAGCUGAAUUAGGACAUGCAAACUUUGCAAUCCUUAGAAAGGAAGACCAGGCCAUUCUUAAUCUGGUCAUAAAAGACGCUACUCAGGGCAGUGAAUCUGUAAAAACUAUGUCAUUGUACGUCCUAGAUGCAUUGAUUUGUGUAGAUCAUGAGAAGUUCUUCUUGAGUCAACUUCAGAGCAGAGGUUUCUUGAGGGCUUGCUUCAUGAACAUCAGUAAUUUUUCAUAUCAGGAUGGUGGAUUUUCUUUAGAUUCUAUGCAGCGUUUGUGCACCCUUGAAGCAACACUUUCUUUGCUGCUGAGAAUUAGCCACAAAUAUGGAAAGUCAGGGUCAGAGGUUCUUUUUUCAAUGGGUUGUUUGCAGCAUAUCUCUUCAUGCAGAGUUCUACAUCUUCCAAUGAAGGGAAAUUUUCGGCACCUUGACACCAGGAUUGGGAAAAAUUCUGUUGAUGUUGAUAAACAGCGCAUGGUGGUUGCUCCAGUUCUGAGAUUCGUGUUUUCAUUAACCUCACUGGUUGAUACUUCCGAGUUCUUUGAGGUGAAGAAUAAAGUUGUCCGUGAAAUUAUAGAAUUCAUUAAAGGUCAUCAGAUGCUGUUUGAUCAAAUUCUCCAGGAAGGUUUAUUGGAUGCUGAUGAAUUAACCAUGGAACUAGUCAAUAUUGUUGUGGGUAUACUUUGUAAGGUUUGGCCAUAUGAAGAGAGUGAUGAAUAUGGAUUUAUUCAAGGGCUCUUUGGGAUGAUGCGUGCUCUUUUUUGUCGUGAUCCAGACAUUUUCACUUCUAUACAAUCUGGCCAAUCAGAGAUUCAACAGAAGGCUGAUGUGAGCAUAUCGCGCCUUUGCUUUAAUUUGAGCUCUUAUCUUUAUUUUCUUGUUACAAAGAAAUCCCUAAAGCUACAGGUUUCUGAUAGCCCUUCCGAUUACCGUACUGCUGCAUCCCAGCAGCCCACACUGGCUUUGCUUGUUUCUUUCCUUGGUUCCCUGUCAACUGCACUUGAAAGAGCUGCAGAGGAAAAAUAUUUACUACUCAACAAGAUUAAAGAUAUCAACGAGUUAUCAAGGCAGGAAGUUGAUGAAAUCAUCAACUUAUAUGGAUCUCAAGAUUGUGCUUCAUCCUCUGAAAAUAUACAGAAAAGGAGAUAUAUCGCAAUGGUCAGCAUGUGUCGGGUUGUUGGACAGAGGAGUCGACUUAUCAUGCUGUUGCUUCUACUUGCAGAAAAUUUGAUGAACAUUAUUCUUGCUCAUUUCCAGGACAGUCACUCUAAGAAAGGAAUUGCAUAUGACACCAGACUUGGUACUAAAGAGGACUUGCAUUUGCUUUGUGGAGAACUAAUUCCAGUUCUUGAAAGACUUGAACUAUUGAGCGAGGAGAAAACAGGGCACAGCCUAAGAGUUUUCCGCAGGUUAGCCCGGUCAUUGAAGGAAAUGUCGAUUCAGAAGCUCUAGCUAUCUAAUAAACUUGUGUGUCAAUCAGUUCUAUGUUGUCUAGUUCAUCUGAUCCUUUGAUCCUUGAAGCUGAAUAGUAGAUAUAUGGUGUAUAAUAGCAAAAUGUCGAUCUUAUUUAUAAUUUAAAUUAAGUUUCAAAUUGUCCUUAUUGUUCUUAUAGUUUAUAAUAGGGAUAGUUUCACUUGUCGGCUAUUCCCACACAUCACGUCUUAAUCGGGAAAUUUUGUUUCUUAUCUCAGGGUAUCAAUUGCCUUAUUUCUGUACUGAAUAUUGUGAGAAAUAUGAUGAUGUCAUCGCAAUUCCUUUUA
Molecule: messenger RNA, 6088 nt
Organism: Sesamum indicum (sesame)
Lineage: Eukaryota; Viridiplantae; Streptophyta; Magnoliopsida; Lamiales; Pedaliaceae
Source: RefSeq, a predicted model, not a curated record